GGCGGGGACCACUCGAUGCCGGCCUCGUCGCCGCCGCCCACGCUGCCCUCGGCCGCCGCGCCGCCGCCGGUCACGUCGCUGGAGCGCACCGUCCGCACGCUGGACCGGCAGAUCUCCCAGUUCGUCGCCAUGGACCGGCUCAUCUGGGCCGACUCCGCCGACGCCGACGCCUUCCUCGAGGCCGUCGACGACCUCAUCGGCACCGUGCAGGAGCUGGACGCGGCGGGGACCAGCCGCGGCCUGCUCGACCGCGCCGACGAGCUGCUCAGCCGCUGCAUGGCGCGGCUGGAGGACGAGUUCCGCGCGCUCAUCGAGCGCCCCGACGACGCGGCGCCGCCGCCGCCGCCCGACGGGUUCGACUCCGACCAGCCGAUCUCGGACGACGACGCGGACGACGGCUACGGCGACGACGAGCCGAUCCCCAUCGCCAGGCCGGUCGCGGACUUCGACGUGGUCAUCGACGCGCUGCCCCCGGGGUCCGUCUCCGACGUGCGCCAGAUCGCGCGGCGGAUGGUGGACGCCGGGUUCGGCCGCGAGUGCGCCGAGGCCUACGCCGCCGCGCGCCGCGGCUUCAUCGACGAGAGCGUCGCGCGCCUCGGCAUCCGCUGCGCGCGCACCUCCGACGAGGUCCACGCCUCGCCCUGGGAGGAGCUCGAGUUCGACAUCGCUCGCUGGAUCCCGGCCUUCAAGAUGGUGUUCCGCAUCCUCAUCCCCAGCGAGCGCCGCCUCUCCGACCGCGUCUUCGAGGGCCUCGCCCCCUACGGCGACCUCGCCUUCGUCGCCGCAGUUCGUACCCAGGCGCUGCAGCUGAUCUCGUUCGGCGACGCCGUUGCUGCUGCCAGCCGCGCGCCAGAGCGGCUCUUCCGUGUCAUCGACAUGUACGAGGCUGUCCGUGAUCUUCUCCCUGACCUCGACCCUGUUUUCGCCGAUCCCUACUCUGCGGCGCUGCGCGCCGAGGUCUCCGCUGUAUGCAGCACACUUGGCUCCUCUAUCAAAGGUAUAUUCAUGGAGCUGGAAAAUCUCAUCCGCCGUGACCCGGCCCGUGUUGCUGUGCCUGGAGGUGGCAUACACCCAAUCACCCGGUAUGUCAUGAACUAUCUCCGAGCCGCAUGUGGUUCGAGACAGACGCUGGAGGAGGUGAUGGAUGGUGACUUGGGUGCUCUUGGUGUCACUGCUAUUGCUGUUGAUCCUGAUCGCCCUACUUCGUCACUUGCGGUGCACAUCGCGUGGAUCAUGGAUGUGCUUCACAAGAAUUUGGAGACCAAGUCCAAGAUAUACAGGGACCCGCCGCUUGCUUCCAUCUUCCUCAUGAACAAUGGCAAGUACAUCAUCCAGAAAGUGAAUGACAGCGAGCUUGGGGUUCUGCUUGGUGAUGAGUGGAUGAAGCAGAUGUUGAGUAGAGUGCGCCGGUGGAGUAUGGAGUACCAGCGUGGAGCUUGGGCAAAGGUCAUGUCAGUGCUGCAGACCGGAGGUUCUGGAUUUUCUGGUCUCCCUGUCAAGGCCAUGCUUCAAAAACUGCAGAUGUUCAACGGCUACUUGGAGGAGAUCCGUGCAGCGCAGUCGGAAUGGGUGAUCACAGACGAGCAGCUCCGUGCGGAUGUUAGGGCAGCAAUAACAGAUUCGGUAGUACCUGCUUAUAAGGGCCUAAUUGCGAGGUUGAGAUCAUCUCCAGAAGCUCCACAGGAUUUGGUCAUCAAGCAUACCCCAGAGGAUAUCGAGGCAUGCAUCCAGCAUUUGUUUGAAGGAGUUGCCAAAUGAGUGGCUAACAUGUAGCACCUUAUGAUGUUGUAGCUGUGAUUUGGUGUCAUCACUAAUUUAAUGUUGUGGUGGAUAUCUGAAGUUCUGAAUACUGAUAAUGGCGCCGUUCUGAGUUUGAUGGUGUCUUGCCAUAAGGU
Lolium rigidum is the source of this 1895-nucleotide messenger RNA. RefSeq names its product exocyst complex component EXO70B1-like. Gene Ontology annotation, molecular function: phosphatidylinositol-4,5-bisphosphate binding. Lineage: Eukaryota; Viridiplantae; Streptophyta; Magnoliopsida; Poales; Poaceae. The record is from RefSeq and is a predicted model, not a curated record. Gene Ontology annotation, cellular component: exocyst. The coding region runs from base 16 to 1758 and encodes 580 amino acids. Gene Ontology annotation, biological process: exocytosis. The transcript has a single exon.